This is a messenger RNA of Fusarium sp. VM40, 1689 nucleotides long. NCBI's taxonomy places the organism in Eukaryota, Fungi, Ascomycota, Sordariomycetes, Hypocreales, Nectriaceae. The record is from the annotation of a GenBank genome assembly.
AUGAAGCUGAACGCUGUCGCGGCGGCCAUGUCGGCUGCCAUGCUUACGGGCAACGUCCACGCCGAGGACGUCAAGGAGGCUUCUCCCUCCGUUCCCGACAAGAUUCCCACAUUCACUCCUACUACACUCAAGGCCGACUUCCUUGAGCAGUUCACCGACGAUUGGGACCAGCGAUGGAAGCCCUCUCACGCGAAGAAGGAUACAACCGGUUCCGAGGAGGAAUGGGCAUACGUUGGCGAGUGGGCCGUCGAGGAGCCCGUUCAGUACAAGGGAAUCGACGGUGAUAAGGGUCUUGUUGUCAAGAACCCUGCUGCUCACCAUGCCAUCUCGGCCAAGUUCCCCAAGAAGAUCGACAACAAGGCCAACACCCUCGUUGUUCAGUACGAGGUUAAGCUACAGAAUGGCCUCGAGUGUGGCGGUGCUUACAUGAAGCUCCUCCGCGACAACAAGGCUCUUCACCAGGAGGAGUUCGCCAACACCACCCCCUAUGUGAUCAUGUUCGGUCCUGACAAGUGUGGCCACACCAACAAGGUUCACUUCAUCUUCAACCACAAGAACCCCAAAACUGGCGAGUACGAGGAGAAGCACCUCGACUCUCCUCCCAGCGCCAAGAUCACCAAGACCACCGAGCUUUACACUCUUAUUGUUCACCCCAACAACACCUAUGUGAUUAAGCAGAACAACGAGGAGGUCAAGACUGGUAGCCUCCUGGAGGACUUCUCUCCCGCUGUCAACCCCCCCGCCGAGAUUGAUGACGCCAAUGACAAGAAGCCCGAGGACUGGGUUGACCAGGCCCGCAUUCCCGACCCCGAAGCCAAGAAGCCCGAGGAUUGGGAUGAGGACGCCCCCUACGAGGUUGUCGAUGAGGAGGCCACCAAGCCUGAGGACUGGCUUGAGGACGAGCACGUCACCGUCCCUGACCCCGAGGCUGAGAAGCCUAAUGACUGGGAUGACGAGGAGGAUGGUGACUGGAUCGCCCCUACUGUCCCCAACCCCAAGUGCGCCGAUGCCUCUGGCUGUGGCCCCUGGACCAAGCCUAUGAAGCGCAACCCUGAUUACAAGGGCAAGUGGACCGCACCUUACGUCGAGAACCCUGCCUACAAGGGUACUUGGGCUCCUCGCAAGAUCAAGAACCCCGACUACUUCGAGGACAAGACCCCUGCCAACUUUGAGCCCAUGGGAGCUAUCGGCUUUGAGAUCUGGACCAUGCAGAACGAUAUUCUCUUUGACAACAUCUACAUUGGACACUCCAUUGAGGAUGCUAACAAGCUUGCCGUGGAGACAUUUGGUGUCAAGCACCCCAUUGAGAAGGCCCUCUUCGACCAAGACAAGCCCAAGAAUGAGGACAAGCCCAAGUCUCCCAGCGACCUGAACUUCAUGGAUGACCCUGUUCACUACAUUACUGAGAAGCUCGACCUCUUCAAGGCUAUUGCCGCUCAGGACCCCAUCCAGGCUAUCAAGUUCGUUCCCGAGGUUGCUGGUGGCUUUGCCGCUAUCCUUCUUGCUGCAGCUGGCUUGAUCGCCGUUCUGUUCAGCCUGGGCAAGUCCUCUCCUGCUGUCAAGGAGACUGCUGCCAAGGCUUCUGAGAAGGCUAAGCAAGUCAAGGACAAGGCCGCUGAGGCCAGCGCUACUGGUGCUGAGAAGGUCAAGGGCGAGGUCAACAAGCGAACCACUCGCAGCCAGUCCUAA